AUGUCCCUCGUCAACCUCGCCCACGUCUGCUCCCACCUCCAAAAUGCCUCCAAAGCCCGCCUCGGCCUCACCUCAAUACCGAUGUCGAAGCUCCAUCUGAAACUCUGCCUGGCACUCCAACACCAAGGCAUGGUGUCAUCAGUCGACGUCGCCGGCACCAAUCCCCCCGUCUCCCCCCAGUGGAUGAACCCCGACCACGACGUCCUGGGCCACCAGACCGCCAACCCGACCACUCUGCAACUCCAGCCCUGGCGAGCGUAUCCCGACCCCGCGGCGGCAAGCGAGCCGGCGCAGUUUAAGUAUGAGGUGCCGGAGAAUCCGGCGCAGCGGAGGAUAUGGCUAGGGUUGAAGUACUGGAGUAACCGGCCGGUACUGUCACAGAUGCACCUGAUCAGCAAACCAUCGCGGCGGUUGUCGAUGGGGUGGAAGGAGAUUGGGAUCUUGACGAGAGGGUUGCGGCAGGGGUAUGUGAAGGGCGUGCAGACGCCGGGGGAGCUGAUAUUCGUGGGGACGGAUAUUGGGAUUAUGGAGGCGAGGGAAUGUGUGGAGCGGAAGGUGGGAGGAUUGCUGCUCUGUAGGGCAUCAUGA
Messenger RNA from Eremomyces bilateralis CBS 781.70, 588 nucleotides. Its product is annotated as mitochondrial 37S ribosomal protein S8. The record is from RefSeq and is a predicted model, not a curated record. NCBI's taxonomy places the organism in Eukaryota, Fungi, Ascomycota, Dothideomycetes, Eremomycetales, Eremomycetaceae. The coding region runs from base 1 to 588 and encodes 195 amino acids. Gene Ontology annotation, cellular component: mitochondrion; ribosome. The transcript has a single exon. Gene Ontology annotation, biological process: translation. Gene Ontology annotation, molecular function: structural constituent of ribosome.